Thelazia callipaeda (thelaziosis nematode) is the source of this 1152-nucleotide messenger RNA. Lineage: Eukaryota; Metazoa; Nematoda; Chromadorea; Rhabditida; Thelaziidae. The record is from the annotation of a GenBank genome assembly.
AUGGGCUUUGAGAGUGUUGGUGCUCAUGAAAAUAAAAAACUAUACAGUAGUAUUAAGUGCUAUAUGAACAGUAAACGAUUGCAGAUAUUAUUCUGUGACUUUAUGAAUGGAACAGAACCGGUGCUAUUAGUUGGGGUGGAUAUAAUUAUAUUUGAUAUUGGAUUGUUUCAUUCCCUGUGGGGCAUUGAAAGUUGCGUGGCUCAACACUUAGAUGGCGGUUAUGGUCGUUGUGUGUGGUGCAUCUGUCACACUCUAGCUUUUCUCAUCUGCUUACCUUUUGCGUUCAUUUCACGGCCAAGACCGUACUACCUUUGGCCUCUUCUAAUUCAACAAAGUGCUUAUGGUGUUGGCUUGCUAAUACUGAGUUUAGCAGCUUUGCCACGAGUCCUUCCAACAUUUACCGGUGAUCAAAACAGUGCUUCUGUUCUUUCUGUAUUAAUUUAUGCUAUUGGUGUAUCACUCAAUUUUUUUUUGCUAUAUAUUUAUUGGCAUUGGUAUUGGCAUGUAGAAGCAAUGUGGGACUCAGCUCGAAAGUUACGUCCUGACCGUGUUAUCUUAUGCAGCAAAGAAAACAGUCGAAAGAAACCCUUUAAACACGUGAGCACAAUGGAUGUUUCUGCACAGCAGAAUUCAACCAGUAACCCAUCUGUACAAACUCAAUGUGUAAUUUCACGACCACUUCAUUUAGGAUUACGUGAAAAAACACAAAAGCAAACAACAAAAAAAUUAAAUAAAAUACAAAAAUCAUUGAAUGGUAAUAAUCAUAGUCUUCAGAGAUUAACAGGACAGUGUUAUCAAGAAGGCUGCAUGGAAAUCUUAUUGAAAGAUCAAAGAGAUAACAACGAUCCACAGCAAAUUUUUAAUCAAAAUCAAGUCAAAAAUAAUAGUAGUAAUAAUGAGAGGGAUUCUAAUGCUGUAUCUGCAAAUGGUUAUUUACCUUAUAACAUGUACGCACGACAUUCUUACUUUUCUUCAUCGUCCUCAUCAGAUUUUUCUCAAAUACGUAACAAGCGUCCUUCUUUGUAUAAAAUGAACGUUCCACGACAUUAUGAUACUCAACAAAUGCCUUUGACAGUACAAUCAUUAGAAGGAAAUUCUUGCAACAGACAACUCACACGUUAUUUUAGUGCCAAACAAUUCGUACUUGAUUAG